GCCCCUCAAAUCGGAACUCGGAAGCCCACCACCAACGCAACUCUUUUCGCAUCAUCGGAUCAUCCCCUCUCCUCUCCUCUCCCCUCUCCUCUUCGGGCUCCGCUUCUCGCCACCGACCACGGCUGCCUCCGUCACGCCACAUCUCCUCCCCGGCGAGGCGACCGCCAUGCUGCUGCCGACGAUGACCCACUCCUCCGCCUUCCUCCUCCCCGCCUCCCAGCCCCCCUCCACCGACGCCGCCACGGCCUACGCGCUCGUCGUCCUCAACCAGCGCCUCCCCCGCUUCGCUCCGCUCCUCUGGGCCCGCGCGCGGCUGCGGGUGUGCGCGGACGGUGGCGCCAACCGCGUGUUCGACGGCAUGCCGGAGCUGCUCCCCGGCGAGGACCCGGCCGAGGUCCGCACCAGGUACAAGCCAGAUGUAAUUAAAGGGGAUAUGGACUCAAUAAGGCCAGAAGUGAAGGAAUAUUAUUGCAAUUUGGGUGCAAAAAUAGUUGAUGAAUCACAUGAUCAGGACACAACCGACUUGCACAAAUGCAUAUCGUUUAUCACAAGAGAUUUCCCUGUCCCAGACAAGUCGAAUCUGUGUAUUCUUGUUCUUGGCGCACUUGGUGGUAGGUUCGAUCAUGAGAUGGGGAACAUCAAUGUAUUGUACCGCUUCUCAAACACCAAGAUUGUCCUCCUGUCAGAUGACUGUUCAAUCUUUCUGCUCCCGAAGACACACACUCACUCGAUCCAUAUCGAGCGAUCUGUCGAGGGUCCUCAUUGUGGCUUGAUUCCCAUUGGCGCACCGUCGACUAGCACCACAACCACCGGGCUUCGGUGGAAUUUGGAAAAUACCAGUAUGAGCUAUGGCGGAUUGAUAAGCACAUCUAACCUCGUAGAGGACGAUAAAAUAACGGUGACUUCAGAUUCUGAUCUGAUUUGGACAAUAUCGCUACGAAACUGAGCUGAAGUUGCCCAUAAUUUACCAUGGGUCCAUGCCCAAAUUUUGCCUCCUUAAUGUUCAAUAUUUUAGGUUCUACAUUUUUGUACCGUGGUGUGGUGGCGUCUUCCACUGCAUUUUGUUACCGGAUAGCUGUCCAUAUAUGUAAGCUUAUUUAUGUUGUCAGAAUAUAGGAUUUCUCUACGAUUCUUUUUUCAACUGUUUUGGCUUCUGAUC
Messenger RNA from Phragmites australis (common reed), 1159 nucleotides. Its product is annotated as thiamine pyrophosphokinase 1-like. Gene Ontology annotation, molecular function: thiamine diphosphokinase activity; thiamine binding; ATP binding. NCBI's taxonomy places the organism in Eukaryota, Viridiplantae, Streptophyta, Magnoliopsida, Poales, Poaceae. Bases 167 to 946 code for a protein of 259 amino acids. The record is from RefSeq and is a predicted model, not a curated record. The transcript is spliced from 6 exons. Gene Ontology annotation, biological process: thiamine metabolic process; thiamine diphosphate biosynthetic process.